GUCGAAGCGUUUCCAGUCAAAAGUGGAAAAGUGAAAAUUUAUGCGGCCACAAACACAUUCAUCCUCAUUCACAUUCUUGUUAACAGCAGCGGUGUUUCGACGGUUAUUCGAGUGUACCCGUUGAGGAUGGUACGGGUGAAAGUUUUAAAUUUCGAUUCGUCGAUUUUGUACUUGCAUUCGUGAUCGCGACUCUGCCGCUUCGAAUGCCUCGCUAUUUCGUAUUUUACGCGUAAAAAUGAGCCUGGAAAUGAAGACCGAGUACAAGUUGGAGGAUAUUUGCAAGAAUUUAUUAUGCGGUGGAUUGGCCGGAAUGCUAUCGAAAACCACCGUGGCCCCAUUAGAUAGGGUGAAGAUCCUUUUACAGGCCCAUUCGAAACACCAUCGGAGCCACGGAGUCGUCAAAGGUUUGGGGCACAUUAUCACAAAAGAGGGCCCUUUGGCCCUUUACAAAGGUAACGGGGCGCAAAUGGUGAGGAUAUUUCCCUAUGCAGCCAUACAAUUUACAUCGUUCGAAAUGUACAAAAGAUACCUGGACGGUGUGUUCGGGCCCACUUCGCACAUCGAUAAAUUUUUGGCCGGAGCCGGCGCUGGAUUGACGUCCGUAGCCAUGACAUAUCCAUUGGAUACUAUCAGAGCCAGAUUGGCUUUUCAAAUAAGCGGCGAGCACGUGUAUAAAGGUAUCGUAGACGCCGCCGUGACCAUCUUCAGGGACGAAGGGGGCGUUAGGGCUUUGUAUAGGGGCUUCGCGCCUACUCUAACCGGCAUGGUACCUUAUGCCGGUCUGUCGUUCUUCUGCUUCGAAUACUUGAAAUUCGGUUGUACGAAAUACUUGCCCAGUUGGACGUGUAAUCCGUGCGAACAGAACACAGGGGGUUUGGUGUUGUCGGUGCCCGCCAAGUUGGCGUGCGGGGGGCUGGCGGGCGCCGCCGCCCAAAGCGUCAGUUAUCCAUUGGACGUUACCAGAAGGCGUAUGCAAUUGGCGAUGAUGAAUCCGGAUACACGUCAUUACGCCGACGGCAUGUUUUCGACGUUGAGGAAAAUCUAUGCGGAACACGGAAUCGUUCGGGGAUUAUACAGGGGCAUGUCGAUAAAUUACAUGCGAGCCAUACCGAUGGUGGCCGUUUCCUUUUCGGCAUACGAAUUGUGCAAGCAAUUGUUGCAUUUGGAUACGGGAAUCAAAGUUAGCGUUGGAUAAAUUCUCUUUGAUCGUUCUCGCUCUCUCUCUUUUCUAUCUUACCCUUUUAUUCUUGUCUGUAUCAUUGCAGAUUGUAGAUUAAUUUAUUUUCGUACGUAAAUUGAUUUUUUUUAUUAGUUAUUUAUAUUAGGGAAUGAUGCGGGAUUUUUGUUAUAGAGAAAUUAAUAUUGAGCUCGAUGAGGUUCUCGCUGACGGUUGUCUUGGAGUGUUUUAAACCGAUAGAUAAAUAAUUGCUCUCUGAACUGUUUUAAAUAGUCAGUGAUAGUAACUAAAAAAAUUAAUCAGAGAGGUAAUUGAUUUUUUUUUUCUAUUAAAAAAAUGGAGGUGUUUUUGAUUACGUGACUUUUGAAAUAAAAAAAACAUUAAUUUUUAAUUAAGCAUUAAUGUUUUUUUUUACUUUUAAAAUUACGGUCAAUUUCCCUUUAUACGAUUACGUAUGAAGAAAUAAUUAAUCGGUUUAAUUAGUGAUAAUUGUGUAAUUUUAAUUAUACAAAAAUUCGAAUUUUUUAUGCAGGUUAAAAAAAAAAACGGGCAAUUUUAUUUUUUGGAAUUGCGACGAUUUAUUUGUGUUUUUUUUUGUAGGAAAUGGAAAAAAAGACGUGAAAAAAAUGUAAGUCAAAUUUCCAAGUAAGGUUGUACUUGAAUUCCUUUUAUACAUUAAUUUAUAAGAGAGAAUAUUUUUUUCAAUAAUACUUAAUUAAGUUCGAAAUCCGAUAUUUUCUAGUCGCGAGUUUUUUUUUUAAUUUUCUUUUAGUUG
Messenger RNA from Phyllotreta striolata, 1952 nucleotides. The record is from the annotation of a GenBank genome assembly. NCBI's taxonomy places the organism in Eukaryota, Metazoa, Arthropoda, Insecta, Coleoptera, Chrysomelidae.